AUGUCGUUGCAAUCACACCAUCGUCGUCUUGCUCUCUUCUCCCUCAGACCUCUAAACGAACGAGCCAAAAAGGUCGUCAGCCAUCCUUGGAACCAAGACCUUGCGUCGAAGUCAACCGAUGGCACAAUUGUUCUCGACGUUGGUUUCCAUAUACGGUCAAGGUCCCAUCGCACCAUUGCAACGCUGGGGCGUGGCGAUGCGGACAUCUUUGUGGAGGGCACCAGCAUCGCCAAAGUCCAAUGCUCUUUCGAAAUCGAGACGAGCGCCAAUGUGAUUAUGCUUUAUGACAGAUCUCACGGUCAGACAACGCAGGUCUUUGGCGAUAAUGCUACAAAAUUCGAGCAUGGGCGCCCUCGUCGAGUAGUGGUUCAAAAAAAGCUGAACACUGGUUUGGGGAUGGGCGGCAAAGAGCAAGAUCUGGUCCAAUUCGAGUUGCUAUGGCAUCAAGAUCCUACUGAAACGGCGGAGAGAGUGAAAGACCGAGAGGAUAUCACAAGUGACUACGAGGAGAAUCCCCGCCUAGCUCGGACAAUUGAUGAGUUAGCAACGGUUUUACCAUCUCAAAGGCAAACCAGAAUCCAUACUCCAGGCCCUCGACAGCUGAUGAUGAGAUAUACAAAGGUUGCCACACUUGGGUCGGGACAAUUCGGAGUUGUAUAUAAGGCCAUCGAUAUCGACACGGGCAGGUUUCUCGCUGUUAAGAUAUUACAAAAACCUCACCGAGCAUCAAAAGAGGCUGAGUGGAGGCAGUCAUUGUACUAUGCGCUGAAACGCGAAGUCGAGACUUUAUCGCACAUAUGCCACGUUAGUCACCAUUCCAAGCCCUCCAGGGCUCGUGCUCUGAACUGA
Penicillium nucicola is the source of this 849-nucleotide messenger RNA. RefSeq lists its product as uncharacterized. Lineage: Eukaryota; Fungi; Ascomycota; Eurotiomycetes; Eurotiales; Aspergillaceae. The transcript has a single exon. Gene Ontology annotation, molecular function: ATP binding; protein kinase activity. The record is from RefSeq and is a predicted model, not a curated record. Bases 1 to 849 code for a protein of 282 amino acids. Gene Ontology annotation, biological process: protein phosphorylation.